This is a messenger RNA of Naegleria gruberi, 1314 nucleotides long. RefSeq lists its product as uncharacterized. The transcript is spliced from 2 exons. The record is from RefSeq and is a predicted model, not a curated record. NCBI's taxonomy places the organism in Eukaryota, Heterolobosea, Eutetramitea, Acrasida, Naegleriidae. Bases 1 to 1314 code for a protein of 437 amino acids.
AUGUCUAGAUAUCAUUCCCAAUUACCAUCAGAAUUUCUGUUGGGUCCAUUAGUUAUCGAUCAACAAGAUGUUUCACUGCCAUUGAUGGGACAACUGUCAGCUGUUGAAUUGGUCAAUUCUACCAAUAGUUCUACAACAACAAGCGCGAUUUAUGGUGAUUACAACACUGUUGUUAUAUCUUUGACUUCUCCUUUCGUUUUGAUAUUUGGUGGUUUAUUUAUUGCGUCAGUUGUCAGUUACUUGAUGCAACAAAAGAACAUGAAGAGAAAUCAACACAUUUUGUUUGCUAUUUUGUUUGUUCUGGAAAGUUUGGUGUUUGUCAAUAUGCUAACUAGAAUUUCAAGUGAGCUGGCUCUAUUACACAUGGUUCCAAAUGAAGGAAAAGUGGCAAGUGUUGUUAUCAAGAUUUUUGACAGAUGUUUUGUGAAUAUUGCAAUUUAUGUUGAAGUAGUGUUGAUGGCUCAUAUUUGUUACAUUUUUGCCGAAACUUGUCGUUCUAUCAGUGUUUUAUCUGAAAGAGCAUUCGAAAUUGUUAGAAAGGGAUUAUUUGCCUUCUUGAUCAUUUUGGGUGGAUUGUUCGUUCUCCUCUGUUGCAUUACCAUUGCUUUUGGAGGUUUAGCAGCUGGUCGUGCCAAUAUUGACCCAGAUUUAUUGAGCUAUCUCCAAUUGGGUUUCUUCCUGAGCGCAGCUCUUUUAUUUUUCAUCUCAACAGUUUCCGUUUCAAUCUUCCUCAAUGUGAUUGGCAGAAAACUCAUCAAGAGUUUGAAAGAAAGCAAGGAAAAAAUCAAGAAUAUGCUUCGUGGAGUUUCUCCAUCCGAAAUUAAGGGAAAAAGUGUUGAAAAAAUCAAAACUUACAAAUUCAAGAAAGUUGCCUUGAGAAAAUCAAUGGCUAUUCAAUACGGAUUGACCAUUUCAUUGAUUUUCCAAUUUAUUGGUUUCGUUUUCAUUCCACUCACCUUAACUUGGAAUUAUUUCAUGAAUUUCUUUCACAUGCUUUACAAUAUUGGAAUUAUUGCGUUUGUAGUAUUGAUUCUCUCAAUUUACAAUCCAUUGAGAGAGGUACAAAAGUUGUUUAGAAUGGAUUCUGAUCAAAAGAUUAUUCCACAAGCUUCGAAUGUUUCAUUAUCUUCUUCAAAUGGAAAAUCGAGAAAUUCAACUCAAGAUUUGGUUCUCUCGCCAACUUCUUCCAAUGAAAUGUUGGAUGUUAAAAAGUUGAAAUCACCAACAAGUCCAACUGGUGAAGGAAGUGAUCAGCAGCUAUCAAUGAGCUUGGAUAGUUCAAUCUUGUCAUCAAUUAAUAUGACAUCAGAAUAA